AUGAGAAAAACGCGAGCUACUUGCUCGGAGAGGAUGUCGGAAACGACGCAAGCGACGGGAACAUCGAGACUUGGCAUGCGGGGACGAACGGGCAACGAAGUCCUUCCAAAAGUGUCUACUGCGGCGAGGUUUAAGGUGGGAAAUUCAACAGAAAUGCCGCAACACGUCUGCAUUCCGCGUCUUUUUACCGCCUCUCCUGACGACGAGUGGGCAAAGUUGACGUCGCCUCCGAGCUCUGCCUCGCUCGGAGGUCAGGUUCCGUCGAGGCCAGGCGCGGUUCGAGCCCGAGACCCAUGA
Messenger RNA from Protopolystoma xenopodis, 297 nucleotides. Lineage: Eukaryota; Metazoa; Platyhelminthes; Monogenea; Polystomatidea; Polystomatidae. The record is from the annotation of a GenBank genome assembly.